Molecule: messenger RNA, 4856 nt
Organism: Cyprinodon variegatus (sheepshead minnow)
Lineage: Eukaryota; Metazoa; Chordata; Actinopteri; Cyprinodontiformes; Cyprinodontidae
Gene: bri3bp
Product: BRI3 binding protein
Exons: 3
Coding region: 134-841 (235 amino acids)
Cellular component (GO): mitochondrion
Source: RefSeq, a predicted model, not a curated record
GUAAAAGGAGCUAUCAGCCAGUCUCCUGGCCAAGGUGUCCGCUUUCGGCAGCUAGCUGUUGUUUUCACCUUUAGUUUUAAUUGAAAGCUUUUAAUACUAAAUUACACUUAACAUCUCUGGACACUGUGUCGCCAUGAAGGGAAGCAGAGUUUUAGUGGUUGUCUUGGUGCUUUCUGUCAGCCUGCUGUGCCCAGCCGUAGCGGGCAGGGGCAGGAGCGGCGGCAGCAACCAGAACAGCUUCAGGCGGGCAGCUAACGGGAUCUACCAGACCCUGAGCAGCGUGUUUGGAGAGGAGAACAUCCGAGCUCUGUACAAGUUUUUCUCCAAAGCAACAGAGCGGUUCGUGCACGGAGUGGACUCUUUCAUGGACACCAUCUGGAAGAUCUGGUCAGAUCUGCUCGAUGUGAUGGGCAUUGAUUCCUCAAACCUCAGCCACUACUUCAGCCUCACUUCUCUAACCAACACCCCAGCGCGUGCCUUGCUCCUGGUCGCUGCCGUGUUAUUGGCCUACUGGUUCCUAUCCAUGUUUCUGGGGGGGUUGUUUUAUUUGCUGCAUGCCAUUUUCGGACGCUUCUUUUGGCUGGCAAGGGUCAUACUCUUCGCCCUGUCCUGCCUCUACAUCCUGCAGAAAUUCGAGGGCGACCCAGAGCGGGCCGUGCUGCCGCUGUGCUUCAUCAUGGCGGUGUACUUCAUGACGGGGCCAGUGGGGGCGUACUGGCGUCGCGGAGGCGGGGCGGGCUCGCUCGAGGAGAAAAUCGACCACUUGGACACUCAGAUCAGGCUGCUCAACAUCAGGCUGAGCCGAGUCAUAGACAGCCUGGAGCACAACGGGGAGCAGUAGAGUUGCAGCUGGAAGGAUUAUUGUCGGAGUUAGACCACAUGUAUUUGUUAAUUUGCUUUCCUGAGCUCACCUUCAGGAAAACAGGCACCAGGUAUUUAUAACUCUACUGGGUUUUAAAGCUUGAGUUGGUUGUGGAGAGAUUAAUGUAGAAUUCCUAAAAGAAAUAAGACACAACCAAAGCAAACAUCUUCUUAGAUUUUGGGUAAAUAUAUAAAAAGGAGGAUUUUUGUAAAUCUAAAGAAGUUAUGUAAGCUAUCUCCGUUCUUCAUCUCAGCAACUUAUAAAAGUUACGUAUUUCUCUUAUUAAAGCACCAAUUGCUUAAUACAUAAACAUAUUUUGAGCUUAUAAAACCUUAGUAGACUUAAACAAUUUUGAAGAUGGUGUAUAUUUGCCCAGAGUGAGAUUGAUUUAUUUAUUUUCUCCAAAUAUUCUUCAGAUUGGCGACCAUUCUUUGGUGAAGGUGAUGUCAGGACCUUUUUUCCUUUUUUUUUUUCUUGUGCGUAAGUACAUGGGUCAACGCCUCAGUGCCCUGCUUCGUUGCGUAUGUGGAGGUAGUCGACCAUGAAAAUUUGGGAAACACUGUAACUGAAUUUGCAUUCAGAUGUGGAAACCAUACAGAGAGCCAGCAAUAUCUCAGGGACUCACUCCACACCUAACGAAAUAUGAGUGCUAGUGUAAUAUUUGGUCUCUUCACUGUUCUGUUUGGGUGUUUUUUUUUGUCAAGUUUAAUUUAUGCAUGCCGUCCUCAUACAUUUUCAGCUUUUAUCGUUUCAUUAUGUAUAAAUUAAGUGAAGGUUCAGAUCGGGAAAUGUUUAAUCAUCUGCACAUCACAGGACCCUGGAUACUUACUCUAAGAUUAGUUUAAUGGUGGUAGUUAUUUGAAUAAAUUCUAAUAUAAAAGUAAAACAUUGCUCCACUGUUUAGCCCUGAUUAAAGAACUGGAGGUUUAUGAAGUUUGGUAGAAAUCUGGAGAGCUGGAGGCUUUCAGUGGGAACUAUCGGGAAGAUUGUGAGAAUAAAGGGAACUUGACAUUUGAUGAGCUUUUAAAGGUGAUGGUGACGAGUUUAACUCCUUCGCAGCCAGUAAGUGGUUCACUCAUGCUUGUCUCUCUCCACAUUCUGUAAUUUUGUAAGCUAGGCUCACUAAUACUAACCAAACCAAACAUUUAUUUACCUUUAGAAGAAACUGUUUUUUUGGGGUGGGGCAUUUUAUGCAUCAUUUUGACUAGAGCAGAUUACGUACUCCUAUGUAUGUACAAAAGAGUAUGUACUACAUAAACAGAGGGAUACUCCUAUGUAUGUAGGAGGGAUACAUACCUAUAUAUGUAUCCCUCCUACAUACUGUAUACUAUAUAUUAUUAGUUAAACAUCUAAUAACCUACUGUACUGUAACCUUUCUGGGCACUGUUGUGGAGGCCACGCCCCCUAAAUGCUUCCUCUUUCACAUGAAAGGGUACUUCCUGGAAUCCCACACUAUUGAAGCCACUACCCUUAGCCUGCGGACUAAAUGAAGGAAACAUGAAAUGUUGAUGAAAUUUUUAAUUUAUAAAAACAUACACCUGCUUGUAAUGAAAGCAAAUAUCCCUGCUUGUGUUUGGUUAUAGCACUAUUUGUCGGAAUGGCCUCCAGUUCCCAGUUGUUUUCCAUUUGGUAAUUCUCUAAUUACCAAUGAAAGUGUUUUUUUGCAGGAAUGAAAAUACGCUUUAAUGUUUCCAGAUGUUAAUUUAAAUUUCCACCUGUUUGCAAAUUUAGAGACAACAUUCCUCAACAGAUGGUGUUAUGUAAAGUGUGAUUUCUCAGCUGUUAAAGUUAAAAGGUCAUGUAAAUUCUCUGACAGGAUUUUUGCCUUUAUGUUCUAUUUAGAUAUUUAAAUGUAUACAUUCCUUUUAAUGACCAUUUUCUUAUUUAGAGAAAGGCCUUGGUGGGGUUCCUCUCCAUUCUUGUGUUUGUAGCUUCAGAUGAAGUAUUCAGACAUUUUAACAAUAGGACACAACUUUAAGGCAGUAUUGCAAGGGAGGAAAAUACUCUGUUGGAAGAUCUUUAAAAAAAAUUAUCUUGGUACUUUAAUCUCUACCAGGUCCUUCAUAUUAGAAUUUGUGUUUUAAUUGAUGUUUGGUCAGAAUACAAGGAUGAUAGUGGUUAUAUCAGUCACUUAAAAUUUUCUGUUUGAUUAUACACUUAGAACUAUUUUACUUAUGGUUAUUAAAGCCUCAAACUUCAUUGUGUUGUUUUUCCACUAUUUUGCGUGAUAAACAUAAAAAGUGGUGUGUAAUCAUUUAGUCAGAGUGUGAGGGUUCAAGGGGUAGGAAUAUUUUUCAAGACCAAAUACCUUACAGAAGGAAACCUGUUCUAAGUGACCGUUUUUGUUCCCAGCCUUAAUUAUAUCGCUAUGCUCCGUAUUCUUGGUUUUGAAGGUGAAGUGAAGUCUUGCUGUUUCUGCUAGGGCUGCAAAAUAUUAGAAAUGAAUCCAGUAGUAUCUGUCAUCAAUCUGAUUCCAAUUCCCUCAGUAAGACUCAGUAUUCUGGGCAGGGAGACUAAAACCAUGUAGGACUGCCACACCAGAAUUCAUUGGACGUCUAGUAUAACAACCUGGCAGUUAUUUACCAUCCCUAAUCAUGUGUAUUUUCAUUUUUUGGAGGCAACACUGCAAUUAGUCAAUUUAAAAGCAGGAAUGGCAGUUUAAGGGUGGAAAGAUGCACAGUAAUCGGCAAAGGUUGGGAAUCAAACUUGUGACAUCUGUGUUGAGAACCUCCACUCUAAAUCUUCCCCUGAGCUACAUGGUUCCCUGCAGCCCUAAUUAAUGCAAACAGUUUGCUAGUUACAUGUAUUAAGCUUUUCUUUAAUCCAUUAUUGUUUUUUUUUUUCAGGUCUUUUAGCUAGAUGUCAUUGCUGGGAUAUAAAAUUAUUUAGAAGCAUACCUGGGAUUUUUCCUGUUUUGCCAAAAAAACUCCCACAGUAAUAACCAACCAGGUGGAUGAACCGUAUGUUAUGUGAGAUUUUACUGCAUGCUGCCUUUAUAGAUUUCCAUUUUGCUGCCUGUUUUUUUUUUUCUUUGAUACAAAUGACAUGAAAUUAGUCAGAGACUUCUUGUUUUUGUAUUGUUACUCAUCAAUGUGGCUUGUUUUUCUGCACUAUUGAUUGCACUGAAGACUAGACUUUGUUGACCCUUUGAUCACUCUUGGUUUGCAAAGAACACUGGAUACAAUCACUGCUUUCAUUCCAUAAUCACUGCAUUGUCCCUGAAACGAAGGUACAUAUUGAUCUAUGUGAAGCAAAACUACUUUUUUACAUUAGGCAGCUAACUGGAGUUGGGUUUAUAAUAUAUAUUGCUAGCCUACAGAAUAAUCUGUUGUAAAAUUGUUUAAAAAAAAAGGUAAUGUGUGGCUCAUCGAGGUGUUUAUCAACUGAUAACUAUCACUAAAUGAAGGUUUUACCCCCAAUGAACUAGACUAUUUUAAUAAUCUACACCUGAAGAUGUAUAAUAUAGAAUCACAGCUGGGUGAGGGUUUGAGAGACUGUUUGUGUGAAGAACUGAAUUUUUAUCCCCCACAUCUUUAAAGCUGUUAAAACCUUGUGAAGUUUCUUUUGGAGCAUCAUGGAAGAGAAGAUAUCACCAGCUGUAAAUGUUAUCAUAAACCACUCAGUGUUUCCAUCAGUUAACAUCAGAUUCAUUGAUUGACCCACUUAUUUAUCCGUUUAUUUAGAGUGUAUAAUGAAUAGCAUUUACGUAAAAAGAAGCUGUACUGUAACCUGUCUGUUUCUAAUGGUCUUUAUGGUGCCAUUUCUUUUUUAUUACUGUAAGAAAUUUGGAUCAUAGUUUUUUGUUUUUUUUUCCCACUGAUUUCCAUUUUUAUACUUUUUAUCAUCUGGAGUCUAAUGUGCUUGACUGCAGUGGUGGCAGUUACUGUUCUGCUUCCUACUGUCUUAUUUGUGUUUAAGCGUGUCUUUAUGGAAAACUGUAAAAAAAAAUGUUUUUUGAGCAAAGAUGAGGUCAGGAUUUCAAUAAAGUCAUAAC